AUGCUCUGUGCCAUGCCAUAUGCUGCAAGUACCCCUCGCUCACUGCUUUUUCCCUUCACCCUCCCUGUCCUCCUGGUCUCUUCCUCCUCCUGUUUUUCGCUCCUCACACCGUCCCUCCUAUCCCCCACCGUCCCUACUUCCCCCCACCGUCCCUCCUUUCCCCUACCGUCCCUCUUUCCUCCCACCGCUCCGUCCUUCUUCGACCUCCUCGUUCCGCCCUGCCUUGCCACACCCGCCUACCAAGAAACAUCUGCCAGCCCUCUCACCCGUGCACAUGCAGCCCCUCUCACCCGUGCACAGGAAGCCCCUCUCACCCGUGCACAGGCAGCCUCUAUCACCCGUGCACAGGCAGCCCCUCUCACCCGUGCAUGGGCAGCCUCUCUCACCCGUGCACAGGCAGCCCCUCUCACCCGUGCACAGGCAGCCCCUCUCACCCGUGCAGAGGCAGCCCCUCUCACCCAUACACAGGCAGCCCCUCUCACCCGUGCACAGGCAGCCCCUCUCACCCGUGCACAGGCAGCCCCUCUAACCCGUACACAGGCAGCCCCUCUCACCCGUGCACAGGCAGCCCCUCUCACCCGUGCACAGACAGUCCCUCUCACCCAUGCACAGGCAGCCCCUCUCACCUAUGCACAGGCAGCCCCUCUAUCAUAUCGUUACCCCACUCCGCCAUUCUCGCCCGUUUGCCUUACCCCUCGUAUGUGUUGCCUGGCAACACCUGACAUCGCUCUCCGCGUACGCACAGGCCAUGAGAGGGAAGACACAGGAGGUGAAUACACUAAUGCGUGGGCUGUGGAAAACGCAUGUCUUGGUUGGACAAGAAUCUUGAAAGAGUAG
Closterium sp. Yama58-4 is the source of this 837-nucleotide messenger RNA. The record is from the annotation of a GenBank genome assembly. Lineage: Eukaryota; Viridiplantae; Streptophyta; Zygnematophyceae; Desmidiales; Closteriaceae.